AUGGUGUCCGACUUCCGAAAGAAAAAACUGCUAUUCAUUUUCAAAGUAAUUUUCGACGCCGAUGAAAGUGGUGAAGCUGAGAAGAAAGAUUUUGAUCUCUUUUUGGAAAAAAUCUCAAAACUUCUAGGCUGGAAGGAAAGUGACGUGGUGUACCAAGUGGCUCGGGACUCGCUUGCUGAAAUUUGGAAAGGCAUAUCUUGUGGUGCCGAUGUUAAUAAAGAUGGUAAAGUAACAGCGGAUGAAUGGUUGGCCAUGUGGGAUUUACCUGAGUCGGUGUGUCGUUCUUGCUUCAAUGAUUGGCAGAAAUUGUUCUGUAAAGUCUUCUUUUAUAUACAAGAUAAAUCAUCGGAUGGUGCUGUGGAUUGUCAGGAAUUUGUAGACGUCCAUGUUGCUAUCGGUUUACCGAGAGAAGGGGCGAGUGAAGCCUUCAAAAAGUUGGCACAAGGUAAGCCUAGCAUUUCAUGGGAAGAAUAUCAAGAACGCUACGCUGAAUACUUCUUGUCGGAAGACGAAAAUGCGCCUGGUAAUUGGCUUUUUGGUUCAGAUAGAUUUAACGAAUAA
Messenger RNA from Zerene cesonia (dogface butterfly), 561 nucleotides. RefSeq names its product sarcoplasmic calcium-binding proteins I, III, and IV-like. The record is from RefSeq and is a predicted model, not a curated record. Bases 1 to 561 code for a protein of 186 amino acids. NCBI's taxonomy places the organism in Eukaryota, Metazoa, Arthropoda, Insecta, Lepidoptera, Pieridae. The transcript has a single exon.